ACUACUCACUCAUCUUUCUUUACACAGUCCUUUGGAGUAAUUAGUUGGAAACUAUUUUCAAUAGCGUUAUUCAAUAACCUUGAGCAUUUAUCGCUAAUCUGUGGCUUUGUCUGUCACUGUCAAAGUCAAACUGUCAAUAAAUGUCGGCGGUCAAUUUGCUUUGUUUGUUGAAUCGUUUUUCAGCAAUAUUUUCCAAAUUUUAAUCUAAUUUAGCAUCUUCUAUUUGUUUGUUUUUGUCAGAAUUAGUAAGAUUUUGAUCAUACAGUGUUGUUAGAUUUAAAUAAGGAGGUUUUGUGUUAUAUUUAUUACUUGUAGUUUACGUGUUUACAUAAACCUAUAUUUACCUCUUUCUGAAAAGGAUUUUAAUAGAAAUGGCAGAGAUUUUCGUAGAAUAUGAAAAGACGGACAGUGGAAGUCGGGUCUGCAGGCCUACACUAGCACAAGUGAAAGCAGUGGUUGAUUUUAUGCAAAAGCACCCAGACUUAGCCCACCGAAAACUGAGGUAUGGUGUUAGUCACCAAAAGUUCAAAAAACUAUGGAUAGAGUUAGCCAACAUUGCUAAUUCAAUCGAUGGUGCUGCUAAAUCGACUAAAGGCUGGAUCAAAUUCUGGUCAGAUAAAAGGCGAAGUAUCAUGAUCAGACAAAAACAGAUUGAGCAAGGAAAGAUACAGGGCAAGCUGUCACCAUUGGAACAAAAAAUCCUAGACCUCUGUGAAAGCAAAACUACAUCAACUAGAAAGAAAAAAGGCGUAAAACAGGAGCCACUCAAUGGUGAUGAUGAUAAUGACUCCCUUGAUGAUGACCUUUCAAAGGAUGAUGAUGAAUUGGACAAUUUAUUUGGGAGUGAAAAUGAUGAGCGACAAUUAAAUAUGAUGGAAAAACUGGUAGAUGUGAUGGGUCAGCAGGCAGCAGCUAUGACGCAGAUGGCCCAAGCUCAAAUGGAUAACUCAAAGUCACUAGAAAGGUUGGCAGAAGCCUCACACAUACAGGCAUUGGCAGUGGACAGAUUGGCUGGCACAUUCGAAACUAUAACAUCAACAGUACAUGAUGUCAGGAAUGCUCUUCUCGGCAUCGACUACACAAUGAAGAGGUGCUACCCUGCAACGGCAACACAGCGGCAGAAUUCUAAUAUAUUCAGCUAGAAUAAAAUCUACCAUAUUUAUUUGGCACUGAUAUGAACAAUAUGGGGAAAUGAGUGGCCCUUGUGGUCGCCGUUUUAUUUGUUAUAAGAAUAAGAGUAAUGAUUUAAAUAACAGUAUUAGUGGAUGUUCGAUCUCUAGUCUCUACAUCAGAAAAUUACAAAUAUUAGGUGAUAUCUAAGUAACUAUCAUAAAAUUCGAGUAGUCUGCUUGCAAUUUCUACUUAGUUAACAACUAUGAAGUAAUAUCACAGAAUAAUAAUAAGUAGUAAUUCAUAUAUUGAUUUCAAUUUCAAGAUUAGAAGCGUUAAUAAAAUUUUCGCACUGAUUGUGGACUUCGCUGGUAGACUACUCAAAUGUACUAAUGUAAGAAAGAGUGUAUCAAUAAUUUUAUCUGAGCUAUUGCAAUAACAAUUUAUGUAUUAUUGUGAUCAUAAUCUUAAAUAGGUAUUAUGUUAGAAGUUGUAUUCAAAACACUUUCUCUGAAGUGGUUCUUGUUUAUCAUAAUGACAUACAUAAUUCAACAUUCAUUAUAAUCUUUGACGCUCCAAUUUAAAUCAUUGCAGGCUCACUAGCAUUUGCGCGCCAUUUUUCUUAAAAUCAUAAACAAGGUUCAUUUCGCAAUUAUGUGAAGGUCGCAAUCUCGUUUCUACUUUAACUUAGCACAUUUUUAUCAGUAUGUUGUAUUUUAUCGUGAUGUGUCGACAUUUAAAGUAAAAUUAAUAUUCGUUUUAUUUAUAUCAAAGAGAACAAGAACAUUUUUACUUUUGACUAUUAAGUAAAUAAUAAAUUAAGUAUAGAUUUAGUUAUUAAAAUUUAUUUAUAUUUUAAUGCUAGCUUUUAU
Messenger RNA from Ostrinia nubilalis (European corn borer), 1982 nucleotides. RefSeq lists its product as uncharacterized. The record is from RefSeq and is a predicted model, not a curated record. The coding region runs from base 372 to 1142 and encodes 256 amino acids. NCBI's taxonomy places the organism in Eukaryota, Metazoa, Arthropoda, Insecta, Lepidoptera, Crambidae. The transcript has 6 exons.